Messenger RNA from Chinchilla lanigera (long-tailed chinchilla), 1159 nucleotides. RefSeq names its product developing brain homeobox 1 (gene Dbx1). The transcript has 4 exons. Gene Ontology annotation, biological process: cell differentiation in spinal cord; regulation of transcription by RNA polymerase II. The coding region runs from base 104 to 1159 and encodes 351 amino acids. Lineage: Eukaryota; Metazoa; Chordata; Mammalia; Rodentia; Chinchillidae. The record is from RefSeq and is a predicted model, not a curated record. Gene Ontology annotation, molecular function: DNA binding; DNA-binding transcription factor activity, RNA polymerase II-specific.
UAGUUACUGGGAGAAGGGCACCGCGGGAGCGGGAGGGGAGGGAAGAGAGGCGUCCACCCUCGGCCGGCCGCUGGAAGCAGGGUCUUUUCCGCCCUCUCCGGCCAUGAUGUUCCCCGGGCUCCUCGCGCCCCCCGCCGGGUAUCCGAGCCUCCUGCGGCCCACGCCCACCUUGACUCUGCCCCAGUCCCUGCAGUCGGCAUUUUCCGGCCACUCUAGCUUCCUAGUGGAGGAUCUGAUCCGCAUCAGCCGGCCCCCCGCCUACCUGCCCCGCAGCAUGCCCCCUGCCAGCCUGUCGCCCCCCAGGCAGGGGGCCCCCGCGGCGGCCACCGACUCCGGGACCACCGACCUAGGUUCCCCAGGUACCCCGGGCACGGGCAGCCGGCGCGGCAGCUCUCCGCAGACUGCCAUCUCCCCGGCCAGCGAGCCCACGUUUUUGAAGUUUGGGGUGAACGCCAUCCUCUCCUCCUCGACGCCCAGAACAGAAACGUCCCCCGCCUUACUCCAGAACCUCCCGCCCAAGACGUUCGCCUUUCCCUACUUUGAAGGCUCCUUCCAACCUUUCAUCAGAUCCUCGUAUUUCCCAGCGUCCUCCAGCGUCGUGCCCAUCCCGGGCACCUUCUCGUGGCCGCUGGCCGCCCGCGGGAAGCCGCGCCGCGGCAUGCUGCGCCGCGCCGUGUUCUCCGACGUGCAGCGCAAGGCGCUGGAGAAAAUGUUCCAGAAGCAGAAGUACAUCAGCAAGCCCGACCGCAAGAAGUUGGCGGCCAAGCUGGGCCUGAAGGACUCGCAGGUAAAGAUCUGGUUCCAGAACCGACGCAUGAAGUGGCGGAACUCCAAGGAGCGCGAACUCCUGUCCAGCGGAGGCUGCCGCGAGCAGACGCUGCCCACCAAACUCAAUCCGCAUCCGGACCUCAGCGACGUGGGCCAGAAGGGCCCCGCGGACGACGAGGACGACGAGGGGCGCCCCGGCAGCCCCCGGCCGCGCCUGGCCUUCCGCGCUUCCCCAGACCCCCGGCGCCCGCGCGAGCCCAGGCCUGCAGGGCCUCUGCGCGCCUCGCCCGCGCGCUCGGGCAGCCCCGGCAAACCUUCGGACUUCUCCGACUCGGAGGAGGAGGGCGAGGACGAGGAGGGCGAGGAGGAGGAGGAGAUCACCGUGUCCUAG